GUUACAGUGUCUCUAAGCAUACAAUUUGCUUUCUUUUUUACACAGUUUUUCUUCAGAUCUUGUCUCUGUUUUUUGUCUGUCCAGGUGAGUUAUUUUGCAUCCUGUGCUUGUCUGAGUGACAGUGACAGAUUUCACUCUUUCCUGCGUACUGUUCCCAGUGAUGCCUUCCAGGCCAAGGCCAUAGCCCGUCUGCUGCGCCUGCUGGACUGGACCUGGGUGGGGGUGGUCGCAGGGGAUGAUGAAUAUGGUAAAAGUGGCGUGCAGCUGCUCUUGAAAGAAUUGGAACAUACAGGGAUCUGCAUAGACUACUUGGAAUUAAUUCCUAAAUCACACUCACAAAGCAGGAUCAAGCAAACUGUGGAGAGGAUCCAGGGUUCCACAGCUCGUGUGGUGGUGACAUUUGCCAUUGCCCCCGACAUAGAAAUCCUGUUCAAGGAAGUGGUGGUGCAGAAUGUGACCAACAGGCAGUGGAUAGCCACAGAGGCCUGGAGCACCUCCAUUCAGUUCUUCGACCAAGCAAGCAUUCCUUUUCUAGCUGGUACUCUCGGCUUUGCCCUGCGCCGAGCUGAUAUUCAGGGUCUUGGUGCUUAUCUUGCCCAGCUGAGCCCUGUGAAGCAGCCAAAUGAACCGUUCGUAAAAGAUGUAUGGGAAGAAAUAUUUGGUUGCUCACUGGCACAGGACUGGCAGCCUUCAUUUAAAAGGCCAAAGUGCACAGGCUCAGAGAAUGUAGAGAAACAUGGCCACAUCUACAUAGAUGUUUCACAGUUGAGAGUCACUUACAAUGUGUAUAAGGCUGUGUAUGCUAUUGCCAAUGCUAUUCACAACAUGAUGGCCUGUCAGCCUGGUAGAGGGCCGUUUGAAGAUGGAGAAUGUCCUGAUGUGACUCAAAUAAAGCCCAGAGAGGUAGAGACAGGAGUCUAAAAAAGUCAUUUUAAAUUCUUUUCCCUCACAUUUUUUUUUUUUUUUUUUUUUUGAUGUGACACUUUUUAAAUUAUUUACUGCAUAUGAUCAUCUGUGCUCCUUUUACUUUUACAGCUUCUGUACUACUUACAUGCAGUAAACUUCACAACACCAGUAGGUGAGCUGGUUUAUUUUGAAGAUAACGGAGAGCCAUCUGCCUCAUAUGACAUUAUGAACUGGCAUGUAGAUGAAAGCGGAGCAGUACAUUUUAUCCAGGUUGGACAGUUUGAUGCAGCCAAAGGACCAGGCCAGGAGCUGAACAUAAACCUUGAGAAAGUGGUUUGGGGUGGGGGCUGGGCUGACAAAGUAAGAGUCCAGUGACUUUCCUUUAUUAUAUAAUUUCAAAUAUUUUUGGUUUAAAUAUUUGACUUUAGAGAUGCAUAUACAAACAAACAUUAAGGGACUCAGUCUGAUUUGUCACAAUCAGGGGUUAUAAUAACGGUGACCGGGAGGGGACAUGUUCAGUUCACUUAGCUUUGUCGAGGCCACAACAUACUAACUCGUAGGAACGUCAUAUUCACUUGUUGGAAUGUGAUAAGUCAUGACCAUGACCAUAUAUAUAUAUAUAUAUAUUUCAUUUUAUUUAGGUUUAUUGAUAAUUUUAUUAUUUAGUGCUUUAUAGGCAACAUCGCACACAAUAGGCUAUAAUAUAUAAAUAUAAUCGUUUCUUAAUUCCGCCCUUAGUUUGUCAUUCUUAAUUAAAAAUAAAUAUUAUUAUAGGCCUAUACAUUUCUAAUAAUUCCAGGUUGCUAUGGUCGUGCAGGUUGUUUACACAUUUAACUUGUCGCCAUAAGAAAUAGAUGUCGUUCCUGCAACAUGAAGUCGUGGCCCUGAGAAAAUUGUUGUUCCCUCAACAUAUGAUCUCAAGGCGAUGACUUUACUUCACGUGGCCACGAUAUAGAUCAUACAAGGAUGUUGUUACCUCGACAAAAUGAUCUUGUGGCCACGACUUAUUAUCACGUUCCCACAAGUUAAUAUGUUGUGGCCAUGACAAAACUAAGUGAACUGAACAUGUCCCCUCCCAGGGACAUGGACUAGCAAGAUAUGACAUGACAUGCUCCCACAAGACACAUUUAUUUCAUCCUAUGUUGAAACUAAUUUCUAACCCUACAUACAUUUGUAAGAACAGAAAUGAAAUGCAUACUGUAUAUAUAUGGAUAAAUAUACAAAGUACUGUAUGUGUCAAUCAACGAUCAAGUGGUAUAAUUAUUGCUUUUGAUGUGAGAGUUCCUGGGUUUACAACCUGGAGGAAAAAAAAAAAAAACAUGGAAGUGGCAUUCUGUGCUUUCACUGAUGUCUGCUAUAUAUACUUACUCUGCUUAUAUUCUCUUAUUUUCUCUGUGGGGUCAGUAGGGCUCUUCUUUGGCAUGUAGAAAAAGAGGGAGAAACAAAUCAACUGGCAAAACACAAUAUCUUUCACUAAUGAAAACAGUCUAGCAUGAUGUUACUUGCUUUAGGUUUACUCUUGUAUUCUGUACUGAACAUGAAAAUGUAAAUGCAUGAGUUUGUGUGGUAAUGUUUUUCAAGUGCUUUCUGUAAAAAUGGUACGAGAAGUGUGCAGGUGAACGCGUCCAUUAUCAAACCUCUCAGUAUUGCUGCUGAGCGGGGAAAGACAUGUCUUGGGAAUGAUUAUAUGUUUGUGUGUGUGACAAGUGUACUUGUCUUUUAAAGAAAAAGAGGAAUGCAUUUGUAUGAGGAAUUUUUUCUUUCUUUCUGCUCUUCUUUAUGCGCUUGUACUGACAGAUAUUGUGUUGUUAGAAGGAUGAUGUGAAUCUAAUUGAGUUUCUUCCUGUAUCAUUAAGGUUCCUGUAUCCGUGUGCAGUGCGAGUUGUCUUCCAGGCACUAGAAAGUCUGUACAAAAAGGAAAACCUGUUUGCUGUUUCGACUGUCUUUCCUGUGCAGCAGGAGAAGUCAGUAACUUGACAGGUAUUACAUAUACAUAUAUUUAGUAAUUAAUAACAUUAUUAAA
Ctenopharyngodon idella (grass carp) is the source of this 2929-nucleotide messenger RNA. RefSeq names its product extracellular calcium-sensing receptor-like. Gene Ontology annotation, cellular component: membrane. Gene Ontology annotation, molecular function: G protein-coupled receptor activity. Gene Ontology annotation, biological process: G protein-coupled receptor signaling pathway. The annotation marks the transcript as partial. Lineage: Eukaryota; Metazoa; Chordata; Actinopteri; Cypriniformes; Xenocyprididae. The transcript has a single exon. The record is from RefSeq and is a predicted model, not a curated record.